AUUUAACAUAUAACGAACUGAUUUCCAAACAUUGAAUUGUGUAGCAGGUCAGGCAACAACAUACGUGUCUUGACCUGUCACAUGAACCAAGCGUACGGUUCUACCUAUGAAUACUGGAUUGUUUACGUACGAUAAACGUGCACAGCUGAAGACGGGGCGGGGAGAGAAGAAUUUAGCUAGGGGGAGAGACACGGAGGAGUGAAGAGUCAACACGGAUUUCCUGUGGGACAAGCGUACAGGCCUCGCUGCUAAAACGAUGCCACAUUCGAGGCGAUAUCCGUCUUCAGACCGGGGCAGUCGGAGCAGUUACCAGGACCGCUUCCGGGACCGGGAUCGAGACCGGGACCGGGACAGGGACCGCGGGCGAAAGCAGAGGCACCGACGCUCGCCGUCCUACUCCACCAGCAGCGAGAGAGACAGAAGGGGCCGAGCCCAUCGACAGGAGGGAGGCUAUGCACGAUCCAGGAGCUACGACAACCGUUCCGUGGACCGGCGGCCGUACGACAGGCGGUACUGCGAAGGCUACCGGCGGGUGGAGCACAGCCGAGAGCGAGACCGCGACAGGGAGCGCGAUCAUGGAGGAGGAGGUGGAGGACCGUCGGGCGCCGACAGCUACUACCCCCGCGACCUCUCGCCCGGCGGCUACGACUACCGGCGGGAGCGCGACCACAGCGACCGCGAACGUGAGCGCGACGCCUCCUACCGCCGCAAGGGAAGCAGGCGUAAGCACAAACGAAGGCGACGUAGAACCAGGUCCUAUAGCCCAUCGUCCUCGCGGAGUGACAGCCGGACGCGGGCGGUGUGUGUGAGGGACGACGAGGAGGGUCACCUGAUCUGUCGGACUGGCGACGUCCUGCAAGAGAGAUAUGAAAUCGUCAGUACUUUGGGUGAGGGUACCUUCGGCAGGGUGAUGCGCUGCAUUGACCAUCGCAGGGGUGCUGCACAUGUCGCUCUGAAGAUCAUCAAGAAUGUGGAAAAGUACCGCGAGGCGGCUCGUCUGGAGAUCAACGUCCUGGAGAAGAUCAACGAGAAGGACCCAGACAACAAGAACCUGUGUGUGCAGAUGUUCGACUGGUUCGACUACCAUGGCCACAUGUGCCUCAGCUUCGAGCUGCUGGCGCUCAGCACCUUUGACUUCCUAAAAGAGAACAACUACCUGCCUUACUCCAUCAGCCAAGUGCGCCACAUGGCCUACCAGCUCUGCCUCGCCGUUAAAUUUCUCCAUGAGAACAAGCUUACCCAUACAGACUUGAAGCCAGAAAACAUUUUGUUCGUCAACUCUGACUUCACCAUGACUUAUAACGUGGAAAAGAAGCGUGAGGAGAGGACGGUGAAGAGUACUGAUGUCAGGGUGGUGGAUUUCGGCAGCGCCACGUUCGACCACGAGCACCACAGCACCAUAGUCUCCACGCGACACUACAGGGCCCCGGAGGUCAUACUGGAGCUGGGGUGGAGUCAGCCUUGUGACGUGUGGAGCAUUGGCUGCAUUCUUUUUGAGUACUAUCUGGGGUUUACCCUCUUUCAGACGCAUGACAAUAGAGAGCACUUGGCUAUGAUGGAGCGGAUUCUGGGACCAGUGCCUUCUAGGAUGAUCCGCAAGACCAGGAAACAAAAGUACUUCUACCACGGCCGUCUGGACUGGGACGAGAACUCCUCCGCUGGUAGAUACGUCCGAGAGAACUGCAAACCUCUUCGGCGGUACCUGCUGUCGGAGGCGGAGGAGCACCACCACCUCUUCGACCUGAUGGAGGGCAUGCUGGAGUACGAGCCCACCAAACGGCUGUCGCUGGCCGCGGCCCUGCGGCACCCCUUCUUCUCCUCCGCGCCCCCCGCCAGCGACCCGGCGGCCACCAAGAGCUGGGAGGGCAGCCGCGACAUCAGCCGGUGACGCCUGUCACCCCCACCGCCCCCGCCCCUCCCCCUCCCACACACCAGCAUGCGAGCAGGAUCUUAAGGUGGAACUCGCUGGCGUUCCUGAAUGUUUUUGGGGUUUUUUUCUAGGUCAGACGUGAGGAAGAUGAUGGAUGAAUUAAUUAAUGGAUGUGAUGUUUUUUUGUGUUUUUGCAAUGGGCUACCUUAAGGUUGAAACGCUCACAUGGAACUGUUGGGGGACAUUUUGGGGAUGGGUGCAAGUGUGGGGGAGGUAUGGGUCUUUUUUUGUUUUUUCUUUGUGUCUUUUUAAAAGCUGAAACCAUCGACAUUGACACUUAUAAGUCCUCCCAUCUGACUUCAAGGCGAGGUAUAGCACUAAAGUAAGUGCGGAGGUUUGCUUUUUUCUAGCCAUUUCCUUCCACUUUACAAGGGGAGACGUAUCGAAAAGAGAGAAUGUCGUUAAGCUGUGAUUUAAGGUGGAACUGAAAUAAGGUAAUGGGUUUCCUAAUCCUUGGUUAAAAAAAGAAAAAGAAAAAAAAAGACCUGAUGUGAUCGAGACAGACAAGGUCUAGAAACCUCUCACCGUCCAGAAGUCCUUAAAACCAGAGACAAAAGACAAGAGUUGUGUUGUGAAGCAAUCCAAUCUUUUUUAAAGUGUUCCUGUUCAAGUUGAUGGAGAAAACGGCAAGGAGCAAGUUUGCGUCCUUACCUGUCCCGUUCAGAGUUCUUCCAAAUAUAUUGGGGGAAAAAAAGAAGUCUUUUUAACUAAACACUCCACCCGGUCCCAUUCAGAUUAUUAGCCACAAACAUUUUAUCAUUAAUUCAACGUCUAAGCUUUUCUCCCUGAUGUUUGGGCUCCUUGUGUCAUGAAUGUGUUGUGUUGGGAUAUGAGGAGUAUUCUUGUGGAGUCUAGCUAAGCUCUCCCGUGUGUACUCACUUUCCUUGAGUAUAGCAGAUACUGUGAUGGGUGCUGUCCUGAUUUUGUGUGUGUGCGUGCGUGCGUGCGUGCGCGUGUGUAUGUAUGUUGCGUCUGGCUCCCCCUAGUGCCAGUUCAGAGUAACUGUAUGGGAUGACAUGGGGGGGUAUUCCACGAAGGGGGUUCAGUAGUAUACCAGGUAAAGUCAACUUUGAGGUUGUGGUAAAUCACCUAAUAGAAGAGCACAGAGUCCUCAUUUUCUUACACAAAUGAUGCCUGCAGGCCAUCUAUUAGUAGUUUUACCACUUUCUGUAGGUUUAUUUAGCCAGGUUUAUCACUUAACCAUAUUCUUGGAAUUUACCCCUAUGGUCCUUGCAGAAGAAAAAAAGCACACUGCAUACAAGUAUAGUGAAGGCCACGGGUGUUGGCACCACCCACUGGUUUCCAAAGUCGGGCUAACACAACAAGGACUUACCCCAAAACUACUCGCAAUAGUGCCCAAAGUUGGUGUAGUCCAUGUACAUGGGCUGGGUUAUUGUGUUAUUUUUUUUGCAUGUAUUAUUAUGUUACAUUUUGUGUUUGUUUUUUUCCCUCCCUUCUUCCCCCUCAUACAAGGCGCACACACACACACUCAAAACCUGUUCCAUCACAAACAAGCCUCAAGCCAGCAUGACUGUCAAUGCCAUGCUAGUACGGACUCUCAACGCACACACACACGAACACAAAAUAGCAUUUUGCAGCAGCGGUAGUGUGUGUGUGUGUGUGUGUGUGUGCGUGUGUGCAAAAUCUAAGCUGGUGGGUGUUGCCUUCCUGCACACACACACAGCACACAUUUGCAGUAUUUAUUUACCCUCAAAACUGAACUGGAUGUGUUUUUUUUCCUGUUCAUCUGUGUGUUCUUGUUUUUUUGUCAUUUUUUGUAUGCAAAGAUCUGUAUAAAAGUGUAUAUAGAAAUGAAAUAUGUACUUAUGUAUGGUUGUAUGACGGUAGGAUAAUAAAGAUGCCUUUUGCCGUAACCUGGAGAA
Messenger RNA from Engraulis encrasicolus (European anchovy), 3813 nucleotides. RefSeq names its product CDC-like kinase 2a (gene clk2a). Gene Ontology annotation, cellular component: nucleus. Gene Ontology annotation, biological process: peptidyl-tyrosine phosphorylation; regulation of RNA splicing. The transcript has 13 exons. Gene Ontology annotation, molecular function: ATP binding; protein tyrosine kinase activity; protein serine/threonine kinase activity. Bases 257 to 1888 code for a protein of 543 amino acids. Lineage: Eukaryota; Metazoa; Chordata; Actinopteri; Clupeiformes; Engraulidae. The record is from RefSeq and is a predicted model, not a curated record.